UCACAGUAACGCUGGAGGGGUUAUACACACACAUACACACACACACACACACACACGCACACACAUACACGCACACACAAGAUACUCAAACUCACCAGAUUACUGAGGAAAUGUCUCAAACUCAAGCAAAGCUGACACAAAAUCCUCUGGAGAAGACCUGGGUCCCAUGGAUGCAAAGACUGAGCAGACGUAGAGGAUCCUCCGUCCCCCAGUUCACCAACUCCCCGACCAUGAUCGUGAUGGUGGGACUGCCCGCACGAGGAAAAACCUACAUCUCCAAGAAACUCACCAGAUACUUAAACUGGAUCGGGGUGACAACCAAAGUUUUUAAUGUUGGGCAGUACAGAAGAGAAGCCACAAGCUCCUACAACAGCUAUGAGUUCUUCAGCCCCGACAACGCAGAGGCCAUGAACAUACGCAAGGCAUGUGUCGUCACUGCUCUACAAGAUGUCAGCGACUACUUCACCAUGAAGCAGGGUCAGGUUGUGGUUUUUGAUGCAACCAACACGACUCCUGAGCGCAGAGAAGUCAUCCUCAACUUCACCAAAGAAAACGGCUACAAGGCUUUCUUUGUGGAGUCGAUAUGUGAUGACCCCUCAGUGAUUGAUGAGAAUAUCAAACAGGUCAAACUGACCAGUCCGGACUAUGAAGGCUGCGAUAAAGAGGAGGCUUUGGCUGACUUCCUGAAGAGGAUUGAAUGUUACAAACAGACCUAUGUUCCUCUGGAUGACGACAAGGACAGGAACCUGUCGUACAUUAAAAUCUUCAACGUAGGCAGCAGAUACCUGGUGAACCGAGUCCAGGACCACAUUCAGAGCAGGAUCGUCUACUACCUCAUGAACAUCCACGUCGCCCCAAGAUCCAUCUACCUUUGUCGCCACGGAGAGAGCGAGCUCAACAUUGCGGGUCGCAUCGGGGGAGACUCUGGGCUUUCCAAUCGGGGGGCAGAGUUUGCCAGAGCGCUGGGUUCGUACAUGCGCGAGCAGCGCAUCAGUGACCUCAAGGUCUGGACCAGUCACAUGAAGAGGACCAUCCAGACGGCAGAGUUCCUGGGGGUCCAGUACGAACAGUGGAAGGCCCUAAAUGAGAUCGAUGCUGGCGUUUGUGAGGAGAUGACGUAUGAGGAGAUCCAGGAGAACUUCCCCGAGGAGUUCGCCCUGAGGGACCAGGACAAAUACCGCUACCGCUACCCGAAAGGAGAGUCGUACGAGGACCUGGUCCAGCGUCUGGAGCCCGUCAUCAUGGAGCUGGAGAGGCAGGAAAACGUUUUAGUCAUCUGCCACCAAGCUGUCAUGAGAUGUCUGCUGGCCUACUUCCUGGACAAGAGCGACGGUGAGCUGCCCUACCUGAAGUGUCCUCUCCACACCGCUCUGAAACUUACCCCAGUCGCCUACGGUUGUAAAGUGGAGUCCAUCUUUCUUAAGGUUGAAGCUGUCAACACUCACAGAGACCGGCCAGAGAAUGUGGACGUGGACAGAGACCCUGCGGAGGCAUUAGAGACGGUCCCCGAUCACGUCUAGAGCACAAAUGGAGAAGAUCCCUUUUUCUUUAUGGAAGUAUUUUUUCUAAUUUAUGAAAUCACACAAAAAAAAAUACUGUAUAGUUAUUGAGGUCAGUGUUAUGAAGUUUUAUAAUGUGUUGGAGGCAGUUUUGUUUAAACUGAUCAUUUCUGCGGGACACCGAACAUUUGAUGUAACUGCCGGUUCCUGCUCCAUCUCCCCAUCCAUCCUUGUUCUGUAAAAUCACACGGCUGUGAGAAUCCAGGAAAUACAACGUAUCAGAUUAAAUUAUGAAAUAAUUUGGCCAGA
Molecule: messenger RNA, 1808 nt
Organism: Cololabis saira (Pacific saury)
Lineage: Eukaryota; Metazoa; Chordata; Actinopteri; Beloniformes; Belonidae
Product: 6-phosphofructo-2-kinase/fructose-2,6-bisphosphatase
Exons: 14
Coding region: 111-1520 (469 amino acids)
Biological process (GO): fructose metabolic process; fructose 2,6-bisphosphate metabolic process
Cellular component (GO): cytosol; 6-phosphofructo-2-kinase/fructose-2,6-biphosphatase complex
Molecular function (GO): fructose-2,6-bisphosphate 2-phosphatase activity; ATP binding; 6-phosphofructo-2-kinase activity
Source: RefSeq, a predicted model, not a curated record